AUGGCUAGGAAGUCAACCCAACGGGUCAGCUAUGUGCUGUCACCACCAGAUGCACCCGGCGGUCACAGGCUGGGUGUGAAUGGCCUUGCUGUUGAUACCACGAGCUCGGUCCUGUAUUCUGCCGGGCGAGAUGGUGUAAUAUGUGCCUGGGAUUUGAAUCUUAACCUACGAACACGUAACGAUCUACACGAUUUUUCACAGAAUAAUACACCCUCCCGUUCAUCUACUUCCGCCUCAUUCAGAAGCCAAGUCCAAGCUCACACACAUUGGAUUAACGAUAUUAUCUUGACUCAGAAUAAUUCGACCCUCGUAUCUGCUUCCUCAGAUACCACAGUAAGAGCAUGGAGACCGACAGGCAAUGGUCAUGUACCAACAGUUAUUGGAAAACAUACCGAUUACGUCAAAUGUCUUGCAACUCCUCAGUCAGACGCCGACUGGGUUGCAUCAGGGAGCUUGGACCAUAAAAUAUACCUUUGGGACUUAAAUGGUGGUGGAGAGCGGUUGAAAAUUGAUGUUUCUGAAUAUGAUAAGACACCUAAAGGCUCAGUGUAUGCUUUAAGUGCGAAAGGGUCCAUCUUAGCCAGCGGCGGCCCUGAUAGCGUUGUCCGAAUAUGGGACUCUAAAUCUGGGAAACUAAUUACUAAAUUUGUCGGCCACACAGAUAAUGUCAGGAGUAUCCUUCUUAACCGCGAUGGCGAUACAGUUUUGACAGCAUCGUCUGAUCAAACUAUCAAAGUGUGGUCUAUGGCAGCCGGACGAUGUAUGCACACUCUUACCAUGCAUAACGACAGCGUGUGGUCACUUUACUCAGACCACCCUCAAUUAUCUGUUUUCUAUUCAAGUGAUAGAUCUGGCUUAGUGGCGAAAACAGAUACCAGAAACGCUCCGGAUAUUGAUCAGGGAAUUUGCAUCGCUGCCUUGCAGGAAAAUGAUGGCGUGUUUAAAGUCGUGGCAGCUGGGGGUCAUAUCUGGACAGCAACACCCAAAUCCAGCAUCCAUCGUUGGAAUGACGUUGAUACGACUGCGGAGAUUGAAGCCGCAACACCUCCGCCUGCCGGCCGACAUACCUCAAGUGUGACAUCCCCAACAUCUUCGGAUGACAACAAAAAUGGACCGCGGCCUGCAAACCAAAAAAUCCCUGCCAGCUCCAUCCUUAUCUUGUCAAACACCGCGUUUCCGAACCCCAUGCACCGUGAGGCUGAUGUUGUGAGCUUGUCCGUCUCCAGCUUACGAGCUCCCACUGAUAUCCUUUUGGAUGAGGGAAUAACUCUCGCAACCCCUCUUCAGUCAUUACCUCAGGAGACAAUAGAAGGGCAACAUGGUGUGAUAAAGCACAUAACUCUGAAUGAUAGAAAGCGGGCUUUGACCCAAGAUACUGCUGGGGACGUCGUUCUAUGGGACUUACUUAGGUGUAUUCCUAUAAAACUUUUCGGUAAACGCCAUCUGGAUGAUGUUGCAUCAGAAGUUAAUACUGCUGAAACAAUCGCCAAUUGGUGUACCUUACAUACAAGAACCGGGAGAUUAUCUGUAAUACUGGAGCAAAACCGAUGCUUUGAUGGGGAAAUAUAUGUUGAUCAAGCUGAUCUCCCUAGCACAGAUACGAAUGAAUAUCGAGAAGACCAGAGGAUCAAUUUUGGAAAAUGGAUACUUCGGUACCUCUUUGACGGAAUAGUCAAAGAAGAAAUCCAGCGAGAUGAAGCUUACAGACUAACCCUUAAACUGAAGUCUGAUCAGAAAGGAGGAUGCGACUAUGAUAUUUUGGAUACCACAGCGCUCCCAACUGUCACCACACCCGGCUCGCCUGAGACAUCGAUUCCACCUAGUUCUCCCGGCUUGAGAGCUGUAGGGAUAACCCGCGCAGCUAUGACUCCGGGGAUAUCCAUUGGCGUAGGGACACCGAACAUGGUUUCACCUUUCCCUGAAUUGCAUAAUUCCAGCAAUGGACCCUUAGCAAAUGACAACUCCGUUGGUAAGGAUGUGCCGGGUUCUUCCGAUUAUUUUGCCAAUACGACAAAACGCCCAUCAACAGAUGCAGAUCCAGCCAUGAAAUCCAGAUCCUCUGAUGAACAAACACCACUAUCUGUUCCAAUAGCGACCCCUUCAGAGCCAGAAAAAGAAGAAAGACCUAAGAAGGGAACAACUCUCUUUGGCAAGAAAUUUCAAAUGACAUUCCCAAAGAAGUCCAAAGUUGCUACCGAAACGAAACCAAUUGCGGAAGAGAAAACUGAAGAAUCGGAUAAAUCCUCUGAAAAGGAACGGCCUUUUGAUGACAAUUUUCGCGGAGUUAUUGACAAAAUACAUGCCGACUAUGAUGCAUACUUGGCCGCAAACCCUUGCAAAGACAUAGAAACCUUAAUUACGCCUACACCAGAAAAUGAGGCACCAGUUCUGAAUAUUCCGCCUCAUAUAGGUAUUCUUAUCCAAGAAGAAAAUCCAGAUUCAGCCGUUGCUGCAGAUCUAUAUAGGGGUACUGUUGGAACUGUCCAUCAAGAUAUUGAUGCCUUCGAAAAAGCUGCCCCUUCUUGGCUCGCUGAUCUUCUACUUCGAAAUAUUGUCCCGUUCAAAGAAAUACCCAAAAUAGCAUUCUCCUUAAAACCAUACCAGGAUUCUCUUCCAGAGGUUAUUAAGCCUGACAUGACCGCACCGAACAAUUCAUCUCGCCUCAAUGCAAAUCGAAUGCUACGUGCGAAGAAGAUUCUUGCAUAUGUUGCGGAACGAAUUGACCCGCAGAAUAUGGAGAGUGAAGACGCCCUGAAACCAGAAGAGUAUCUCGAGUUAUAUUGUCAAAAUACGUUAAUACCUAUGGAUAUGACCCUUGCCACCAUACGUACUCACAUAUGGCGAACUGGAAAUGAUAUGGUUCUUGUGUACAAGGCAAAUGGAAAGCGAAAGAUUCCACUUCCAGUAGAAGACGCCGAGGCCGGAAAGGAGGAGAAACCUAGUGUUGGUCUCGCAAAUGGGGAAACACCAGGGCCCGACCAGAAACCACGCGUGAAUGGGAAACCCUCUGACACAGAUGCAACUGGAGCAACGCAGGCUCAGCCACUAUCAGAACCGGAAGCCGCUUCGUAG
Molecule: messenger RNA, 3072 nt
Organism: Nannizzia gypsea CBS 118893
Lineage: Eukaryota; Fungi; Ascomycota; Eurotiomycetes; Onygenales; Arthrodermataceae
Product: WD repeat-containing protein 48
Exons: 8
Coding region: 1-3072 (1023 amino acids)
Biological process (GO): protein deubiquitination; double-strand break repair via homologous recombination
Molecular function (GO): ubiquitin binding
Source: RefSeq, a predicted model, not a curated record